Molecule: messenger RNA, 3031 nt
Organism: Calypte anna (Anna's hummingbird)
Lineage: Eukaryota; Metazoa; Chordata; Aves; Apodiformes; Trochilidae
Gene: PEX12
Product: peroxisomal biogenesis factor 12
Exons: 3
Coding region: 20-1090 (356 amino acids)
Biological process (GO): protein import into peroxisome matrix; protein monoubiquitination
Cellular component (GO): peroxisomal membrane; peroxisomal importomer complex
Molecular function (GO): zinc ion binding; protein binding; ubiquitin-protein transferase activity
Source: RefSeq, a predicted model, not a curated record
GGCCCGGGCAGGAGGCGCCAUGGCGGAGCUGGGCGCUCACCUCACGGCUGCCUCGGCCGCCGAUGACCGCCCCUCCAUCUUCGAGGCGGUGGCCCAGGACAGCCUGAUGGCUGCCGUGAAACCCGCCCUGCAGCACCUGGUUAAGGUCCUUGCUGAAUCCAACCCUGGCCGGUACGGCUUCCUCUGGCAGUGGUUUGAUGAGGUUUAUGCCCUUCUGGAUUUGCUGCUCCAGCAGCACUACCUGGCCAGCUGCAGUGCCUCCUUUUCUGAAAACUUCUACAGCUUAAAGAGGAUCCCGAUGGGAGGUGUCAGACAGCAACCUCUGGCUACUGCUGGCCUGCCAAAGAGGCAGCACUGGAAGUCUCUCCUCUUGCUGGUUCUUGUUCCUUACCUGAAAGGAAAGCUGGAGAAACUGGUGGCCAGCCUGAGAGAAGAGGAUGAGUACUCCAUCCACCCUCCAUCGUCAUCCUGGAAGCGUUUUUACAGAGCCUUUCUAGCUGCCUACCCCUUUGUAAACAUGACCUGGGAGGGCUGGUUUCUUAUCCAGCAGCUGAGCUACAUCCUGGGCAAAGCUCAGCAUCACUCCCCCCUGCUGCAGCUGGCUGGUGUUCGCCUGGUCAGACUGAGUGCAGAGGAUAUCCAGGCCCUGGAGAAGAAGUGGGUUGGAGCCACCUCAGCUCAAACACAGAGCAUGAAAAACCGAGUGCAGGCAGGAGUGAGGAGAGCCCUGAGUGGCUUUGCCUUCUCCCUCUCCACCGGGCUCUCCCUCAGCGUCUUUUUCCUCCAGUUCCUGGACUGGUGGUACUCCUCUGAAAACCAGGAAACAAUCAAAUCCCUGACGGCCCUGCCCACUCCUCCACCCCCCCUGCACCUCGACCGCGGGCCCGGUUCUGUUCCCUUGCCCCAGCUGAAGACUUUGUGCCCCCUCUGCCGCCAAAUCCGCCUCAACGCCACCGCGCUCUCCACCUCGGGCUUCGUCUUCUGCUACCGCUGCGCCUACAGCUACGUGAAGGCUCAUCAGUGCUGCCCCGUCACGGGCUACCCCACGGAGCUGCAGCACCUCGUCAAACUCUACUCCCCUGAGGGCUGAAAAACCCUGCCCGAGAGAGGGCUGAGGCAGCACGGAGCUUAACUCCACCCCUGGAGAGUCUGCCGCUCAUCAGCGAGCUCGGGAAAGCUCCUUUGAACUCGGGGGGACCUCGGUUUUGCUGCAGAUUGUGGGUAGGGUUCUCCCUUUUGUUCCUGAGCUGCUCAAACCUCCUGUGGGGGUUCCAGAGAGGCUGCCAGCUGGUGCAGAAAUCACUUCAAAAGGGAAGAAACAUCGAUUUGGUGAGAAUGCAGAUGGGAAGACCCAAGAGCAUCACUGGCAAAAGUCCUGCUGGAGCCCCUGAGCCAGCACAUUAAAGAGGUAGGGAAAAUGUUUUGGGUGAAUUAUUCCUUCUUGAGCAGCUUCACAGGGUGAGGUAGGGACAGGCUUGGACCUCUCCUCUGAUCCUGCUCCUUUUCAGAGUCUCCCUGUGUUUUCAGGCUGCUUGGAACUGAGACCAUCAGACAUUUCAUGCCCACCAACAAUUAACACUUAAGAGUUUUGGCUUCUGAAAGGAACAAGUUGGUGUACAGGCAAGGAUACAAGAGGGAGGUUACAUUUUCUGCAAGAGAAAAACAACAAAGGAUUAAAGCAGCCGUGGUACCACGUGAUGAAUUGAAUCUGUUAUUAAGUGCUUUCAUAAAGCAAAAUACUUUCUUGAUUGAGAACCUUACAUUUCUUUUUCUCAGGAGUGGAGAAGAAAAGCAAGAGUUUGCUCCUCUAGGAGCCCUGUUUACAUAAGAAAGACCAAAGCUGCUUUCAUCUUUGCAGAUGACAACAGUGGGGAGAAAAUUAGUAUUUUGUAGGCUAGGGAUCUUUACCAUCUGUUUGGUUUACAUCUUACACUGUGAUUAUUCCAGACCCACCAGUGUAGCACUUUGAUACCAUCACAAAACAUCCUUUCAUGGAACAGAGAGGGAAGGAAAGUGUGUGGGAUGCUAUGGCUGGCCCUGGUUUUUCAGGCUGGGAGGUAUUUUUCCUGCCUCAGCUCCAGGGAGCAGCAGUUCCCUGCUCCAGACAGCACAGUGACAAUUCUUGUGGAAUAUGAAGAGCAAAGUUUGCUGCACUAAGUACAUUGUCUUUCCAGAUCAAGAGAUGUGUUCCAACAUUUAAUCCACUCACAGCCAUCUCAUUUCCCCCCCACUGUAGCUCUGCUUCAGGAGAUCCAGAUCUCUAAUAUCCUCCCUCACCUGGGAGCAAGACAGCAAAGUUAUUGAAUAAUGAGGGAAAAUCCAGUCAUCUCCCUCCUCCCAAAGAUGCUCUGGAAAACACCUGCUGGAACAAAUGAGAUUGUGCCCCAGUGCUUGUCCCAUUCCCUCUACACAACUUCCAAACCCUUGGUUACCCAGGUCCAUUGUCUGAAACAAAAGCUAUGAAACCAGCACAGGUUAUACAAUCAUCCCCAUUUGUACCUCCAUUUAGUGAUUAACAGAUUUCUUAAAGCCAUGAUUACCUAAAGAUAGGCAGGAGAAGAUUGUUUUCGAGGAACACAACUUUAUUAACCCAAUGUUUGGACUUCUGUAGUAAUUUUCUGACUUCUGUACAGCCAAGCAGCACAUGCACCCAGGAUGCUUUGUGAUUUAAUACACUUAAAUCAACAUUAACAGCAGCACUGGAGUUACCCAGUACCUUACUUUAGAACUUUGCAAGGUUUUUAAAAAUACUCAGUGAACCUCAGCCACAUUCAGGACUUGUUUGGAUGCUCUUGAAACAAAUUACUGUGUUAGCAACUGAGCUGUUUUCACUUCUUCCUUAACAGAAACAAACCACAUGGCUUCUGUUGUGAGAAACCACCAGAACUAUGCUCCUAGGUACACAUUCCCUGUAGAAGCUUCAUUCUCCACAGGUAGAAAUGAACGUAAAGCUGUCACCAAGACCUGGAAGAGAAUAAAUCCUGGAUUAGCCAAGAGCUUCAUCUCUUUUCUUCUGCUUCCUUUAAGAGCC